Molecule: messenger RNA, 1611 nt
Organism: Andrographis paniculata
Lineage: Eukaryota; Viridiplantae; Streptophyta; Magnoliopsida; Lamiales; Acanthaceae
Product: chorismate synthase 1, chloroplastic-like
Exons: 13
Coding region: 112-1437 (441 amino acids)
Biological process (GO): aromatic amino acid biosynthetic process; chorismate biosynthetic process
Cellular component (GO): cytosol
Molecular function (GO): chorismate synthase activity; FMN binding
Source: RefSeq, a predicted model, not a curated record
CGCAAACCUUGACUGACUGUGCCUGUGUUUGUAUAUAUAUCUUCUUGCGAAGAUCUCCCUCCCUCACCUACCAAACCCACCCAUCCACCCACCCACCCAAACGACGAAGAAAUGGCUUCGUCCCUCUCCACCAAACACUUUCUCGGUGCUCAAUAUUCUUCCGAUGGACUCGGCGGCCUCGGAUUCCGCCGCUCUUACACCAAGCUCCCCUCGCCGAGCUUCCACCUGCCUGAUCGCCGAUUCCAGCAAUCCAGACGUUUAGAAAUACAGGCAGCUGGUAGCACGUACGGAACUUAUUUCCGUGUAACAACCUUUGGAGAAUCUCAUGGUGGUGGUGUAGGGUGUGUAGUUGAUGGAUGCCCUCCUAGGCUUGCUCUCUCGGAAGCUGAUAUGCAAGUGGAUCUUGACAGAAGGAGGCCUGGUCAGAGCAGAAUAACCACCCCAAGAAAGGAGACUGACACAUGCAAAAUAGCUUCUGGAAUUGCUGAUGGGUUAACGACUGGAUCUCCUAUCAAGGUAGAAGUUCCAAAUACAGAUCAAAGAGGACAUGACUACAGUGAAAUGUCACAAGCUUAUAGGCCAUCUCAUGCAGAUGCAACUUAUGAUUUCAAGUAUGGUGUAAGAUCGGUGCAGGGCGGUGGUAGGUCUUCUGCAAGAGAAACCAUUGGGAGAGUUGCUGCUGGAGCUAUUGCGAAGAAGAUUUUGAAACAAUAUGCAGGGACUGAAAUUCUAGCUUAUGUUUCACAAGUGCACAAAGUUGUGCUUCCUGAAAACUUGGUCGAUCAUGAAACUCUGACACUUGAUCAGGUAGAGAGUAAUAUUGUGAGGUGCCCGAAUCCCGAGUAUGCCGAAAAAAUGAUUGCUGCUAUUGAUGCUGUCCGAGUGAAAGGUGACUCAGUUGGUGGUGUUGUCACCUGCAUUGUUCGAAAUGUCCCAAGGGGUCUUGGUUCUCCGGUCUUCGACAAACUUGAAGCUGAAUUGGCAAAAGCUGCUCUUUCGCUACCUGCAACGAAGGGAUUUGAAUUUGGCAGUGGAUUUGCUGGUACAUUUAUGACUGGCAGCGAGCAUAAUGACGAAUUCUACAUGGACGAACAUGGUCGAAUUAGAACACGAACCAAUAGAUCUGGUGGAAUACAAGGUGGAAUAUCAAAUGGAGAAACUAUCAAUAUGAGAAUAGCUUUCAAGCCAACAUCCACAAUCUCUCGGAAGCAGAAUACCGUGACUAGAGACAGACAUGAAACAGAGCUCAUAGCUCGAGGUCGACACGAUCCUUGUGUAGUUCCAAGAGCUGUCCCGAUGGUGGAAGCCAUGGUCGCCCUCGUGCUGGUAGAUCAGUUAAUGGCUCAGUAUGCACAAUGUACGCUCUUCCCGAUCAAUCCGGCGUUGCAGGAACCUAUUAAGUCGCCCAAUAACGAGCAGGCACAAGUCUCCCUCUAAUGAUCCUCGUUAUACUAAGAAUUUUUUUCCUAUUUCGUAUUUUGAAUGUGUUUGAUUGAUGUAUUUAUCACCAAAGAUUUUUUUUUUUUUUUUUCUAUUGUUUGGGGUUUGGAUUAUGAGAUGACGUAAAAAUUUUGAAUUUUAAUAAUUAUGAUUGUGAUAUAAGUAUACGUU